Messenger RNA from Caenorhabditis auriculariae, 1635 nucleotides. Lineage: Eukaryota; Metazoa; Nematoda; Chromadorea; Rhabditida; Rhabditidae. The record is from the annotation of a GenBank genome assembly.
AUGAUGCCUGAAAAACCGCCGCAACCAUGUGGGAUGAAUACCGGCUUCACGUUGGGCUUCUGCUACAGCUCACUCUUGAUCAUCUUCGUUACUCUGGUCGGAGGAGUCCUGAUCUACCUCGGCCGGAAGUACUAUAAGUGAGUUCAUUCUUUAGAUGAUAUUUGGAAAAUCAAAAAACUUCAGACGUCGCCAGCUCCGUCGACAGCUGUGGCAGAAAAAACGUUACAGCAGUGAAGUCUUCGCCGAAAACUACAGAAUGAAUGAACAUAAUCGGGUUUUUCGUUAAAUACAUUAUUUUUCCACAUUUAUUAUAAAAUUCAAAAAUAUUUUUCACAAGUCUAAACUUUUUUUCAGGGCGACAAUGGAAGAGAAACACAAUUUUCUCGAAACUCUCAGCCUGCUCAAGUGUCAUUGAGGUAUAAAUUUCAUAAUUCUAAUUUAUAUUAUUUUUGGAUGGAUACAUACUAUUUUUUCUCAAAAUGAGAUUGCAGUCCGAGUUCUCUCGCCUUCUACGAAGAUAUGCGCGCCAAGCUCAAGAGAAUCUACGGGGAUCCGCCUGCAACCUCAUCCUUUUCUAGACAUCAUGAACAAGAAGGUUAUUCGAAAGUCUUAGGUCCAUUCAAGAGGCUCAGGGUCAAUUUAAUUCACGCAAAGGAUGAAAAAAAGCAAAAAUUUUUGCGAUAAAGAGUUUAUUUUUUAUCUUAGAACGCCGCCACUCGUCUAGAGCUCGCCGCACCCGCACCGAGUCACCAACUAACCGCAAACCUUCGUCCCCUCGUCAAUCCAGACGGGUUCCUCGUUCUACAUUGAAAGCCGACGUCGAGCCUCGUCAUGUUCAGAAGUUCGUUUUUUUAAUCUCUAUUUUUCUAAUAAGUUCUGAAAAAGAACCCUUAGUAGAGCAGCAUAUAUCUGGACUAAUGUUUCAAUUAAAAUUCAAUACUUUUUGUUGGUUUCAAAGCGAGCUGUUUCCUGUAGCAAAGUACGCCAUAAAUGGCUAGUUUACUCAAAAAGCGAUAAAGAGGAGUUUCAAAUAUUGAUGCGCAGUUUUUCUAAUUUCAAAGAGAUGCUCUUUUGAUAUUGGCUUAAGGAAGUGGUGUAUGAACUUUAUGGGUCUCUCAGUAGUUCAAUAGGUAUGGUCCAUUAACCAAUUACCUGCUGGGACCUCAGACAGCGUAGAACAAGCGCAAAGACCCACAAACUUCUGACAACAAGAAUGAGCAUGCUUAUUUCGAUUUGGCGUGAGUAUCGAUUUUUUCUGAAACCAAUGAAGAUUACAAUAAGCGAGCUUUAAACGUUUUGAUAUAUACGUAUCCGACGGACAAUCGUGAAUUCAUUUUUGAUAUUUUCGAAGUUUAAAGUCUGUACUGCUUCAGAAACGUGGUCCACAGCGAUGGCGGCCGUUUCUAUCCCAAUGAGGCGAAUUCUUCCAUCGAACUGUCCGACACCGAAGUUGCGCGUAGCUCCCGUUCUCAGCAUAGGUAAGAAAAAGCAUUUUAUAGUUAGCAACAGAAAAUAACCGGAGGUUUUUUUUCUUUCUAAAACUCACUCUACUUCAGUUAUUGCACAGAAAUAUAUCAUAAGAUUUCUACGUUCUACAGAACUCGCACCCGGACCCGGAGGGCUUCUCAGGAAUAG